UUGACAUUGACAUUAAUGUUUCAUAAGUACAUAGCUAGGUUGUUUAUCAACAUUGAAUCAUAUGGAAAAGAGCAAAAUUCUGAUAAUUGGUGCUACGGGAAGUCUCGGUUACCAUUUAGCAGAAUCAAGCCUCAAAUUUUGUCACCCAACAUUUGCUCUUGUUAGAGAUUCUUCUUUUUCCGACCCAACCAAAUCCCAUAAACUUCAAUGCCUUUCCCAUGCCGGAGUCACCCUUCUCAAAGGUUCUCUCCAAGAUGAAACUAGCCUCGUUGAAGCUGUGAAGCUAGUAGAUGUUGUAAUUUGCGCUGUUUCAGCUAAACAGACUCUGCAGCAAAAGCUUCUCAUUAGGGUUAUUAAGCAACUUGGUUCAAUCAAGAGGUUCGUUCCGUCUGAAUUCGGCUCGGAUCCUACCAAGGCUAAAGUAUGCGAACUCGAAGAUGGCUAUAACUUCUAUGCACCCAAAAUUGAGAUUAGGAAACUUGUGGAGUCGGAAGGCAUUCCUUAUACUUUCAUAUCAUGCAAUUUCUUUAUGAAAGUUUUGCUUCCUUCUCUCGUUCAACCUGGCUUAGAAGCUCCUCCUAGGGACAAAGUCACCAUAUUCGGCGAUGGCGAUACAGAAGGCGUGUUUAUGCAGGAAAGUGAUGUUGCUGACUUUACUAUCAACGCGGUUGAGGAUCCCCGCACGUUGAAUAAAGUUUUGUAUUUGAGACCUUCUGGAAAUGUUUGUUCUUUGAAUGAGCUGGUUGAGUUGUGGGAAACUAAAAUUGGGAAGAAGCUUGAGAGGUUGCAUGUCUCAGAAGAAGAUCUGCUUGAGAAAAUCAAAGAAACAACUUUCCCUGCAAACUUCGAGAUGCUUUUUAUAUAUUCUGCUUUCAUAAAGGGAGAUCACACAUACUUUGAUAUUGACUCUUCCUUUGGUGUGAAUGGUACCGAACUAUAUCCACAGCUGAGAUAUACCACAAUCAGUGAAUUUUUAGACACACUUAUGUAGACUUUGUUUGUUUCGGAUGUUUGGAAAUUCCAUUUUUCCUAUGUUCAUGUUAAUAUUUGUACUUGUGAACGCAGCUUAAGAAUGUCUAAAUGUGUUUUUGAACAAAUUAACAAUGCUAGUUCUUUGGCAAGGAGUGGUUGAUACAAAAUUGAGCAAUAAACUUGUGGUACGUAAACUAGUAAUCUUAAAGACAA
Messenger RNA from Vicia villosa (hairy vetch), 1185 nucleotides. Its product is annotated as probable pinoresinol-lariciresinol reductase 3. The transcript is spliced from 5 exons. Gene Ontology annotation, molecular function: oxidoreductase activity. The coding region runs from base 62 to 991 and encodes 309 amino acids. NCBI's taxonomy places the organism in Eukaryota, Viridiplantae, Streptophyta, Magnoliopsida, Fabales, Fabaceae. The record is from RefSeq and is a predicted model, not a curated record.